Messenger RNA from Coccinella septempunctata (seven-spotted ladybird), 1913 nucleotides. Its product is annotated as tether containing UBX domain for GLUT4. The record is from RefSeq and is a predicted model, not a curated record. Gene Ontology annotation, molecular function: protein binding. The transcript has a single exon. Lineage: Eukaryota; Metazoa; Arthropoda; Insecta; Coleoptera; Coccinellidae. The coding region runs from base 266 to 1828 and encodes 520 amino acids.
AAUGUAUAUAUAUUUAUUUAACUUUUUCCAUGAAUAAUUAAAUGGAAAUGGAUAAAGCAAAAUAAUAGUUCAAGGUUUCUCAAAUGAAAUCGUCUUUUUUUAGAUACACAAAUCACUGUGGCCUGUCAUAAUUUUUCAGUUGAAUCAUUCUGGUUGUAACACAAUUUUCAUGAACAUUUUUAAAGAAAUUCACAAGCUUCACUCAUGACCAAAACUUCUGAGUUAUUGAAUUCAUAAAAUAGAUCAUAACUAAGCCUUAAAAACAAUGACUUCUAGGGCUGUUACCGUUUUGGCUCCAAAUGGUCGCAGACAAACAGUCAAAUGCAACUUGAAUACAACAAUUCUGCAAAUUCUGGAAGAUGUAUGUAAAAAGCAAGGUUUUAAUUCCUCAGAGUAUGACAUUAAGCACCAUAAUAAAGUGUUGGAUACAUCUUUAACUGUCCAGUUUUCUGGUUUGCCUAAUAAUGCACAGUUAGAACUAGCUGCGUCAACCAAAUCCCGAAAAGACUCUGAAAUUAUGGUUGCCUUGAACCUUGAAGAUGGUAGUCGAGUUCUGGGAACAUUUCUUCCUUCUAGUACCUUACAGGAUAUACUUAACACAUUAUACGAUAGUCAAAAAUCAAAUCCAGUUGUGAUUUACAUGAGAAGGGAGAUAUAUGGAGAGGACCUUUCCCGAACAGAUUUACGUAGCUUGGGCUUAACAGGAGGUAGAGCUAUGUUACGUGUUGUCCAUAAAACUCCUGAAGAACUUAAAACUCAGGCUAAUGUUUCUAAUACUAUACCAGCAAAACCAGUUGUGGAGAAACCUUAUAAGAGAGUUUUCCAACCAGUGGAAGUAGAAGAAAGCAAGAAAAGUCCUCCAAAAAUGGAAGAGGCAGCAGAUGAUAAAAUAUUACCUCAAACUAAAAAUUAUUCAGCUCGUCCUGAUAUCUUGAAAUUAGCUAAGGAGAAGAUUGUUGAGAAAGUUGUUACCAAGGAAUGUUCUCCCAUGGAUGUGGAUCCUCAGGAAACUGAAAAUCUAGAAAGUGGUCAAGAUUCAUCAUUGCAUAAUGAGGAAGUCGAUAGAUCUAUAGUGAUGGAACAAGCUCAAAGUGAAAGAAUGAAAGAAAUGAAAUUAGAAGAUUUUCCAUUCACAGGUGUGAGACAUGGUUUGAUUUAUCAUAUAGAAAGCAGCAACCCGAGACCAAUGGAUGAUCCACCAGACGAUUUCUUCAAUCUUACCAUCAAUGAUGCAAAAACAAUUUUGAGAGACGUAAGGAAACAUGCUGAAGAAGCGGAAGAAGGUGGACCUCUACUCACAGCUGCUUUACGUCAAUUAGAAGAAUCCAAAAAACAGCUCAGACAUCUCAGUAAAUAUAGAAAAUGUAUCAUAAGAAUUCUUUUCCCUGAUCGUGUAAUCUUACAAGGUGUGUUUGCACCUAAAGAUUCUAUAAAAACUGUUUCUGAAUUCGUGAAAGAACACUUGGCUGUUGCGAAUAUACCUUUCUACCUCUACACUACCCCUCCAAAAUACAUUUUACCAGAGGAUAAGAUGUUAUUAGAGGUUGAUUGUGUUCCUGUUGCCUUAUUGCAUUUUGGACUAGAUGAAAAGUAUAGGAAUGAUCAAAUUAAAUUUAUUCGAGAGGAUCUUAAAGAUAAGUUUACCACCAACUCCAUGGCAAGCUUAGCAGCACAAAUGAUUAGAAACGGGGAUAGGAAAAAAAUAGCGGAAUCAUCAGAUGAGAAUCCCAUUGCUGGAUGCAGUAAAGAUUCUGAUUCAAUGAGUAAUCCUGUUAAAAGGAAUACAAAUAGUAGUGGAAAAGUUCCUAAAUGGUUUAAGGGUACUUGAAUUAAACUACUUUUAAUUUAAAUGUUGUUUAAUACUAAAAUACUGAUUGAUAAUUUGUUUAUUUCAUUAAAACUUGUGUGAUAUU